Molecule: messenger RNA, 4222 nt
Organism: Abrus precatorius (Indian licorice)
Lineage: Eukaryota; Viridiplantae; Streptophyta; Magnoliopsida; Fabales; Fabaceae
Product: helicase-like transcription factor CHR28
Exons: 12
Coding region: 772-3990 (1072 amino acids)
Molecular function (GO): ATP binding; ATP-dependent chromatin remodeler activity
Source: RefSeq, a predicted model, not a curated record
AAGUGAACUCUAACUUCCUCCGUCAUAUGUCGUUUUUAUCCUCAUUCUGCGUUUUGCUGUAAGACUGCCCAGAACCCUAGUCUCUGCCAAUGUUCUACUGCUGCAUCCUUCAUUUUCUUUUCUGAAGAUCAAAUCCUUUUGUUACAUUUGGCAAAUCAGAAGGCAAUCCCCAACUAUUCACUGAGAAUUACUUGAUUGUGGCCUUCUCUUUUUUUAUGGUUUUUCCAUGCAUUGGUGGUUUUGCACGUUUUGAAUUUAGGUACCCCUGUUCCCCUUUUUGGGUUAUAGUUGACUCGAACGUGGUCGUGAUCUGGUUUGGAUGAAGUAAAAUUAUACUAUAUUUUUAGAAGGGUGUAAAAUUGGGGAAUGGGUUUCUUCAAUGGGGAAAAUGUAUGUGUUUUUUUUUUUUGUCGGUGGGAAUUCAGGUGACUAUACACCGUGAUCGUGUCUAUGUUAGCAAGAUUUGUCAUUGGCUUUUAGAACAGAUUGAUGAUGUACCUUUGUUAGAAUUGAUUAAUGAGGGGUAGCAAACUAGUAGAUGAGAGGAGGGAAAAGGGUUUGAUUAAAGAGUUUGUAGUGGAUGUUGGCUUUUGUUUGGAUUUGAGUUAUACUUCUGAAUUUAAAAGGUAGUUGGCUGGAAAAGUCUUUUGAGCAGGGUGGCUGGAUGAGAUGCAUUGAACAGUUUGGGUUAUUAAAAUGCAGAUGCUGUUUUGAGUAUAUUGUUCUUCUCCUUCUAAUAUUUAGGUGGAAUGUGGUUCAAGUUUCAAAUAGAUGCUUGACAAUGUGGACCAUGUUCAUGAUAUCAUCAACUCAACUUGGAGACUUUGUUCUCUUUUAGGCUCUUGGGUUUCUGGUUUAAUAUCAAAGCCAGAUAAAAUAGUGGUUGGCUCAGGAUUUGGUGGUUCUCUUUCUAGGUUGUCUGAGGAAAGAGAAAAUUGUUAUUUAGAUUUCAUGGAUGAGUGUAUAUACAUUAGUUCGUCAGACGAUGACUUGGAGGAGAUAGAAGAUCCAAGGAGGAUUCUCCCACAAUGGGCUACUUCAACUGAAAGGAAUUCAGAUUAUGGUGGGUGGUCUAGGCAGGACAGUUCUUCAAGGGGGGCAAAUAGUUCAAACACAAGUCAGUAUCAUACCCUACCCAUGUCCAGCACAAAUACACUGAACCAUAGAAUUGCUCAAAGAGAUGAACCUUCUUAUCAUACCCAGAAUGGAAACACAAGUCAGAAUCAAACAGUUAAUUCCCGAAUUUCAAAUACUCAUGUCACAGAUUAUGAGAAAAUGUCAUCUCAACAAGCUUUCAAGAGGACCCUUCCCUCAUCUCUUCAGGCAUCUGCAACAAGGGCUCUCCCAUCAUCGUCAUUUGCAUCAGACAGCAGAUUAAGCAACUUGAAAGAUAACAUGAACAGCAGUCAGUUUCAUGAUGCAUACAAGAAUCGUCGCCAUGGAUCAGGACCUAGCACAUCCAAUGACAGGGGCUACAUUCGUGACGGUUUUAGCAGGGGCAAUGAUGAAGAUCGUUUCUUGUUUCAAAAUGGUGGGAUUAGGAUUCUUCCUUCAUCUUUGAUGCUAGGAAAGGGUAUAGCUCCACAGUUUGCUAGUUCUAGUGAAUCUGCUUACCGCUCUGGAGCAGGUGAUGAAAGGGCUUCUGAAAAUGAUGAGAGAUUGAUUUAUGAGGCAGCAUUACAGGACAUCAGUCAACAAAAAACGGAAGCUGAUUUACCUGAUGGUCUAUUGUCUGUCUCUCUUCUGAGACAUCAGAAAAUUGCAUUGGCUUGGAUGCUUCAGAAGGAAACCAAGAGUUUGCAUUGCUUGGGAGGGAUUUUGGCUGAUGAUCAGGGCCUGGGGAAGACAAUUUCGAUGAUUUCCCUCAUCCAAGCGCAGAGGUCAUUGCAGUCAAAAUCAAAAACAGAUGAUACAUGCAAUCAUAAAACUGAAGCUUUGAAUUUGGAUGAUGAUGAUGACAGUGGUAGUGUUGAUGUGGAAAAACAUAAACAGAAUGAAGGAUCCAGUGAUGUAAAACCUAUUAGAGAAUCAAGCAGUUCUACACAGGUGCCUAGUAGAAAAAGGCCAGCUGCUGGUACACUGGUUGUCUGCCCUGCUAGUGUUCUACGGCAAUGGGCCAGGGAACUUGAUGACAAAGUUGGAGACGAAAAGCUUUCUGUUUUGAUUUAUCAUGGGGGCAGUAGGACGAAGGACCCUGUUGAACUUGCAAAAUUUGAUGUGGUUCUCACAACAUACUCUAUUGUGACUAAUGAAGUUCCAAAGCAACCAUUAGUUGAGGAGGAUGAUAUUGAUGAAAAGAUUGGGGAAAGAUAUGGGUUAUCCUCUGACUUUGCUGCCAGUAAAAAGAGGAAAAAGCCAUAUAAUGAAAGUAAGAAGAGUAAAAAAGGUAGAAAAGGAAUUGACAGUUCUUCAAUCGAUUGUGCUUCUGGUCCUCUUGCAAAAGUAGGUUGGUUCAGGGUUAUUCUGGAUGAGGCUCAAACAAUAAAGAAUCAUAGAACUCAGGUGGCUAGAGCUUGCUGCAGCCUUAGAGCCAAAAGAAGGUGGUGCUUAUCUGGAACGCCUAUUCAAAAUACUAUUGAUGAUUUGUAUAGUUACUUUAGGUUCUUGAAGUAUGAUCCUUAUGCUGUAUAUAAAUCGUUCUACAAUACAAUAAAAGUUCCAAUAUCCAGAAAUUCUACUCAAGGUUACAAGAAACUUCAAGCAGUUUUAAGGGCCAUAAUGCUACGUCGUACAAAAGGAACUUUGAUUGAUGGGAAACCAAUAAUCACUUUACCUCCUAAAACAAUUCACCUCACUAAGGUAGAUUUCUCCAUUGAGGAGCGGGCAUUCUACACCAAGUUGGAAGCAGAUUCACGCAAUCGAUUUAAGGCAUAUGCUGCUGCUGGGACAGUGAACCAAAACUAUGCAAAUAUUCUAUUAAUGCUUUUACGUCUCCGACAGGCUUGUGACCACCCGCUUCUGGUUAAAGAUUGUGAUUCUGAUCCUGUUGGGAAAGAUUCUAUUGAAAUGGCAAAAAGACUUCCAAGGGAUUUGCUCAUUAAUCUGUUUAAUCGUUUGGAAACAACCUUUGCUAUUUGUCUUGUUUGCAAUGAUCCACCUGAAGAUCCUGUUAUCACGAUGUGUGGCCAUGUCUUCUGUUAUCAAUGUGUAUCUGAAUACUUGACCGGUGAUGAUAAUACGUGCCCUGCAGUUGAUUGUAAAGAACUUAUUGGCGAGGAUGUUGUUUUCUCCAAAGCUACUUUGAGGAGUUGCAUCUCUGAUGAUUGUGGUGAUAGUAGUUCAGCAAAUUUGGAUCUUUAUGAUUAUUCACUAGUGCAGCAAAGUGACUACACUUCAUCUAAAAUCAAAGCUGUCCUUGAGGUUUUGCAGUCAAAUUGUAAAUUGAAGAUUUCUAGUUCUUACUUAUCGAAUUCCUUGGGAGGCUGUGGAGAUUCACUGUCUUCUGAUGCUGAAGACGACGAUUCAGAUGUUAGGGUUACAAAACACACAAGAAAAUAUUCGGAGUCCACAACUGAAGGACCAAUCAAGGCUAUAGUUUUUUCCCAGUGGACUAGCAUGUUGGACUUAGUGGAAACAUCAUUGAGACAAUCUGAUAUACAAUACAGGAGACUUGAUGGUAGGAUGACUUUGGUUGCAAGGGACAAAGCUGUUAAGGAUUUCAAUACUGACCCUGAGAUAACUGUUAUGCUGAUGUCACUAAAAGCUGGAAACCUUGGUUUGAAUAUGGUUGCUGCAUGUCAUGUUGUUCUUUUGGAUCUAUGGUGGAAUCCAACAACUGAAGACCAAGCUGUUGAUCGAGCUCAUAGAAUUGGACAGACCCGUCCUGUUACUGUGACACGGAUCACUAUAAAAGAUACAGUUGAAGAUCGGAUUCUGGCUCUUCAGGAAGAAAAGAGAAAAAUGGUUGCAUCUGCUUUUGGAGAAGACCAUGCUGGCAGUUCUGCAACUCGCCUCACAGUGGAUGAUCUGAAAUAUCUUUUCAUGGUCUAGACUUCCCAUGAUGGAUGAUUUCAAGUUUUGUUUUGGGCAGUUUGGCAUGGAGUUUAGAUGGUUCUUAUAGGGAAUAUGGCUGGUUUUUUAGUGCAGCUUAUAAUUUGUUUUGAAGCCCACAAGGGCAUUUUUGUCCUCUCAACUGCUAUGUAGCUGAAGGCUGCCUGUAAAUAUUCUAAUUAAAUUAUAUGGUUUAUGAAAAUAUUAGCUUGUGCAAAUGCCCUUUCUUUUG